This is a messenger RNA of Purpureocillium takamizusanense, 2005 nucleotides long. RefSeq lists its product as uncharacterized. Gene Ontology annotation, molecular function: protein binding. The record is from RefSeq and is a predicted model, not a curated record. Bases 785 to 1903 code for a protein of 372 amino acids. Lineage: Eukaryota; Fungi; Ascomycota; Sordariomycetes; Hypocreales; Ophiocordycipitaceae. The transcript has 2 exons.
AGCGACGUCUUUCUCCUGUCAAACACCCAUCCCACCCCCCCUGCGCAUUCGCCGCCCUGCUUCUCCUCCUGCUGCUGCUGCUGGCUGUUGUAGCCCCUGCUUGCUAAUCGGCUGUUGGGCGGACUACUUACUCACACACCUUGGACGGGGGGGGGGGGCUUUCGAGUUGACAUCUGCUGGCCGCGCCUGGCCUGGACUGACUGACUGACUGACUGACUGACCCGCCCCGCCCCGGUUCUUCACCUCGCCGGUGCUCGGCGGCCGUGCGCGCGGCGUGCUGACGUGACUUGCCUGGCCGGCAAGAGGGCGCCUGGAGCAAACGUCGCUGCUGCUGCUGCUGCUGCUGCUGCUGCGCGCGGUAGUGUGUGGGCUUCCUUUUCGCUUUUGUCAGACGGAGCGGAGGCUGGAGAUGGGGGAUCGUGGGCGUCGAGGGGGAGCCACUUGCCCGUUGAGUAUUAAGACUUGGGGAUGCCCGCGCUCAUGGUCGAGUUGAGAGGUUGAGAGAGAAAAGAGACACUUUCAUCACGAGCAUCAAAGAUACCCAUCACCACCAUCUAUCUGCCCCAUCAUCAUCGCGUUCAUCAUCCUCAUCAACUCCAUCGUCACACACCCUAUUGUCCUUGUCGUUGUUCCUAUUGACAUCGUCAUCUACGACCUCAGCAUCACCUAUCAACACCGUUGUCGUCGUCACUAUACGAAGCGCGCCAAUAAAUCUGUGCUCCAGCCUCACAGUUUACUACAGCGUCACCCACAGCGCCCUUGACCUCCUGGUUGCCUAGUCGCCAUGCCUCUAUCACUCUCCUUACGCUACCGGCGCCUCCCCGCCAAGUCGGAAAUCACCUCGGUCGGCGUCUCUCCCUCUUCCACAUCCGCCUUCGCCAUCUACAUCGCGCCACAGACCAACCAGUCCUGGAUCGACUUCUUUGACCUAGACACUCAGCGCGGCUACACCAAGGCCACCGGGGCGCACGCCGUCUUCGGCCCACCCGCCUCUUCGCCUAUCUCACCUUGCUCCUCAUCCUUAUCAUCACGCAUCCCCGGCGGCAGCGGCGGGGGCCUUGCCAGCACCAUCACCAGCAGCAUCGCCCGCAUCAGCGAGAAGAGCAUCGCCAACAGUACCAGCGCGAGCCUUGCCGGUAGCGCGCACCGCGUCGCCACCCUGCGCGACUGGACCGUCCAGCUCGGCCCCAACAUCGAGUACCACCACAGCAGCACCGUCCUCGUCCGCGACUUCGCCACCGGCAAGACCGCCAUCGAGCUGCGGGACGCCGCCCGCGGGCCCGUGGUCUGGAGCCACGACGGGCUCGCCAUCGCCGCCGGGGAUGCCUCCGCGCGCGGCCGUGUGGGUGUCUGGGACGUCCGCACGGGAGCCCGCAUCGGCCGCGUGGUCAGCCACAUCGACGACGUCACGCACGCCGCCUUCACGCCCGAGAUGACGCUCGUGACGCUCUCGCGGGAUGGCACCGCGCGCGUCAGCGACCCGACCACCGGCCGCACGCUCAGCCGCCUCGAGAUCGAGGGCACCACCGCCGCCGCCGCCAACCCGCGUCUGCUGGCCGUGUCGCGGGACGGACGCUCCAUCGUCUCGCUCUGGGGCACGACGGUGCACGUGUGGAUUCCCGGCGCGAGCCACCUGACGUCCUACGACCUGCGAACGGUGCGCCAGACCGAAUCAUGGCCGCUUUGCGUCUCCCCUGACGGACGGUGGAUGGCCAGCCGCACCGAGGACGGCCUCGAGGUGCUCGACGUGGCGUCGGGGGCCGUCGCCUGGGAGCGCAGAGAGGAGGCCGCGUGCAUGGACAACAUGGUCACGGCGGCGGCCUUUUCGGGAGACGGCAGCGUGCUCGUCCUGGGCAGGAUGAGCGGCGCCGUCGAGGUGUGGGAUGUGGUGGAGAAGAACUGAGUUGCGGCAUGACGAGAAACAUGAACUGACGAACACUACAAAAAUGGGCCUGGAAUGGAGGAAGCGAAAUCGAGGCGGUUUGCGUUUGGAUAUUUGACUGGU